Messenger RNA from Neltuma alba, 2110 nucleotides. Its product is annotated as C-type lectin receptor-like tyrosine-protein kinase At1g52310. NCBI's taxonomy places the organism in Eukaryota, Viridiplantae, Streptophyta, Magnoliopsida, Fabales, Fabaceae. Gene Ontology annotation, biological process: protein phosphorylation. The record is from RefSeq and is a predicted model, not a curated record. Bases 104 to 1753 code for a protein of 549 amino acids. Gene Ontology annotation, molecular function: protein tyrosine kinase activity; ATP binding. The transcript has 6 exons.
AAAAAAGGCAAGGAAGAGAGGAAAAAAGAGGAAGAAGACGAGAAGAAUUCAGAGAGGAGAUACUUGUGCUCUUUCGCUCAUUCCCAGACUUGGGACUCACAGGAUGAAGCGCAAGUUCACUGCUCUGGAAUAUUUUCUACUUUUGGCGGCUCUUCUUGGUUUCAAUGCACGGGCCUCCAAUGUGACAGUAAAUGAGACGACUUGUGGUUCCUUAAACGAUCCUCAGGAUAGAGAAAAUGGAGAUCCAUGCCCAGUUGGUUGGGUCGUUGGCCCUGAUAAAGCCAGGUGCUUUCACCAUGUUGGAAAGCCUCAAUCUUGGAAUGACUCGGAGACCCAUUGUAAUAAAUGUGGUGGACAUCUGGCUUCUUUGAUGUCUAUUCCAGAACUGCACUUUGCUCAGAGUCUAUGUGGUGACAGUUGCUGGGUUGGAGGAAGAAGAAUUAACUCUUCCGCUGGUUAUGAGUGGGUGUGGUCUGACAAAUCUCAAUGGAAUAAGUCCAUGUUUCCUUUGUCGCUCGAUCCAACUAAUUGUACUGGAUCAUUCUGCAACACGAAAGGUGCAGUCAAUAUAUGUACAGUAAUGACCAAUCAUUCAGAUUCUAUGAUGAAUGAUAGAUGCGACAAGCUGAAUGCUUCAGUGUGUGUACUUGAUAUAGAUAAAAAAUGUUACCACAUGCGCUGCCACAGGGAAUAUCUUAUCAUCCUUGCAGGGGUGAGUGCAUUGAUCCUCUGCACAACGUCAGCUGUUGUGGUAUGGCUUCUUGCACAUAAACGGGGCAAAAAGAGAAAACGAUCUAGAAAAGUAUCUAAUCCAGCUGCUUCUCAGUCAGUUCCUCCCUCAUGGAAAGUUUUUACCAAAGAGGAAUUAAAGUCUAUUACGAAGAACUUCAGUGAAGGUAGCCGCCUUGUUGGGGAUGCCAAGACUGGCGGUACAUAUAGUGCAGUCCUACCUGAUGGCUCAAAGGUUGCAGUCAAGAGAUUGAAGAAGUCAACUUUUCAGAGGAAAAAGGAGUUCUAUUCUGAAAUUGGUAGGGUUGCAAGGCUUCGUCAUCCCAAUUUGGUGGCUGUGAAGGGAUGCUGCUAUGAUCAUGGUGAUCGCUACAUUGUUUAUGAGUUUGUAGUUAAUGGCCCUUUAGACAAAUGGCUACAUCAUAUACCCAGGGGUGGUCGCAGCUUGGAUUGGACUAUGAGAAUGAAAAUCGCCACGACACUUGCUCAAGGAAUUGCCUUUCUGCAUGACAAGGUGAAGCCACAUGUUGUUCACCGGGAUAUACGGGCCAGUAAUGUGCUACUGGAUGAGGAGUUUGGAGCUCACCUUAUGGGAGUUGGUCUAUCCAAGUUCGUGCCAUAUGAAGCCAUGCAUGAGAGGACUGUGAUGGCAGGUGGCACUUAUGGAUAUCUUGCUCCAGAGUUUGUGUAUCGAAAUGAGCUCACGACGAAGAGCGAUGUUUACAGUUUUGGUGUGCUGUUACUUGAGAUAGUGACCGGACGUAGACCUGCACAGGCAGUGGAUUCAGUGGGUUGGCAGAGCAUAUUCGAAUGGGCGACGCCGCUAGUACAAGCACAUCGCUAUCCAGAACUCUUGGAUCCUCAUAUAUCUUCCUCCUCAUCAUCUACGAUCCCUGAGGCUAGCACAAUCCAGAAGGUGGUUGACCUUGUCUACUCAUGCACCCAGCACGUCCCAUCUAUGCGCCCUAGAAUGUCUCAUGUUGUCCAUCAGCUCCAACAAUUGGCUAACCCACCAACCAAGUGAUGCGAAGAUGGUUAUACAAGCUUUUAGCUCGAGUUGUCGUAUGCAUCAUAUGCCCGUUUAGUUAAGGGGUCCGAAUUGUUAGCUUUUGUGAAAUACUGAAAUGAGGAAACGUGAGCUAUCGUCCAACUCAUUAGGUUCUCCAGGAGCGACUGCCAUCCAAAUUACACAUGUAAUGUGAUUUAGAAAUGCUCUCUAGGUGCAUUUAUACCCCCAUUAUUUUCAUCCCUAAGAGAUUCGUUAGGAAUAUACAUCUCUCUCUGCCUAACCUCUUAAUUAGUUUUUUAACUUGUUCUUUUUUCCCCAUAAUGGUGUUUUUAAGUUAUUUCAAGGGAAGGAGAUGGAAAUUGUUAAUUCCAA